Rhinichthys klamathensis goyatoka is the source of this 3969-nucleotide messenger RNA. It is a transcript of the gene pld2, whose product is annotated as phospholipase D2. Lineage: Eukaryota; Metazoa; Chordata; Actinopteri; Cypriniformes; Leuciscidae. The transcript has 25 exons. Gene Ontology annotation, biological process: intracellular signal transduction; phosphatidic acid biosynthetic process; cell motility. Gene Ontology annotation, molecular function: D-type glycerophospholipase activity; phosphatidylinositol binding. The record is from RefSeq and is a predicted model, not a curated record. Bases 409 to 3243 code for a protein of 944 amino acids.
GUUGUGGAACGUUUACGCUAAUGACAAAUACACUUGGGGAAUAUUUGUUUUAAUAAAUCAGACAACACUUAUAGAGAUAAUAUAUUUAUGGAAUGUUUCUCUAAACGGACCACAUUUCUAUAUGCGCCAGAACGGGCAUGUAAAAGGUAGCUGCAUAUACGCACUCACUUAUGGAUUCUUGUUGGAGAUCAUUCUCGGGGCUUUACGGUAAAUUCGGCCUCUCAAGUUUGUCUACGUUGAAUGUUACAGCAGCAAACACUAACUUACGCCUUGGGAGUUGUGAUGGGGGAAAAGUUAUCCAGAAGUUUGAGUAUAACUUGGAAAUAACAACAUACGAAACUACAAAGAGCAAAACAAACACUUAAUCGCGACAGUUUCCUUGUUGGUGUGUCGUGGUCCAGAAGCCUUAUGGCUAGUCCUGAGACGAAUGCAGCUCAAAGGUGGCGAAAAUGUGUGGACACCGUGCUGUGCGACCUUACUGAGGAUCAGCUGAAAUCUAUCAAAAACAACAGUGAGGAGCGUGACUUUUUCGUUGUACAUCAUCUAGCAGACCUGAAGGAGGGAGCCAUUCCUCCUCUCAUUCAUGGCACACCUAUCACCUGCAAAGUGGAAAACAUGGAGCGAUACACUACACGCUCCAAGGUAAAUGUGUGCACUUUGUACACAGUCCGUCUGACACAUGGUGAGUUCACAUGGACGGUGAAAAAAAAGUACAAGCACUUCCAGGAGCUCCACAGAGACCUGUACAAACACAAAGUGUUGCUACAGUUCUUGCCUCUGGGGAGAUUUGCCAUUCAGAGACAACAGAUGGCAGGUUUGACAGAGGACAUGCCGACUUUACACGGAACCGAUAGAAUCAGGAGAACGUCCAGCAAACCGAAAUAUCUCGAGGAAUAUUUAAACAACUUGCUAGAAAACACCUUCUACAGGAAUUUUCAUGGACUGUUAGACUUCCUGGCAAUCAGUCCGCUGUCCUUCAUCAGAGACCUUGGACCCAAAGGCCUAGAAGGCUAUAUUCUGAAACGGUCCGGGGGUCACCGCAUCCAGGGGCUCAACUGUAUCGGACACCAUCAGUUCUGCUUCCGCUGGUCCCGUCGCUGGCUUGUGGUGAAGGAUUCGUUCCUCCUGUACAUGUCCAGAGAUCCCGGCAAUGUGUCGUUUGUACUGCUUUAUGACCCUGAGCUGAAGGUGUUGGUUGGACGUGUUUACACUGAUACUAAAUAUGGCGUCUGCAUCGAGAACUUCAGCAGGAAGCUGGUGAUUAAGUGCAAUAGCUACAGGCAAGCCCAAUGGUGGAGUCAUGAGAUUCGGCGUCUCUCUGAGCGAUGUGAUUUCCUCCAGACCCAUCGCUUCGAAGGCUUUGCCCCACCCAGGCCGGACACCCUCACAAAGUGGUACGUUAACGGGAAUGGCUAUUUCUCUGACCUGGCUGAUGCACUGGAACAGGCCAAGGAGGAGAUCUUCAUCACUGAUUGGUGGCUCAGUCCAGAGGUUUUCCUCAAACGUCCAGCUACAGGAACAUACUGGCGCCUGGACAAGAUUCUCAAACGCAAAGCAGAACAGGGAGUGAAGGUGUGUGUGUUGUUGUAUAAGGAGGUGGAACUGGCUCUGGGUAUCAAUAGCGGCUACAGCAAGAGAACACUAAUGAACCUCCACCCCAAUAUUAAGGUGAUGCGUCACCCUGAUCAUGUUUCCUCAGUUGUGUUCCUCUGGGCCCAUCAUGAGAAAAUGGUAGCCAUCGACCAAUCAGUGGCCUUUGUGGGCGGGUUGGAUCUUGCGUUUGGGAGGUGGGAUGACAGCGACUAUAGGCUGAGUGAUCUGGAACCCCCAAAACCAGCCAGUCAUGCAGAGGCAGGCCCAGAGUCUGAUACUGUGGAUGGCUCUGCAGUUCCUCUGACAGUAUCUGCGUCAGAGUGUGAGGAUGAAGUCGAUCUGAGCUGUAAUGCCCUCUUGUGGCUGGGAAAAGAUUACAGCAACUUUAUCAAGAGAGAUUGGACACAGCUGGAUCAGCCCUAUCAAGACAAUGUUGACAGAACUCAGGUGCCACGCAUCCCCUGGCGAGACCUGGGUGCGGUGCAUCAUGGGAAAGCAGCCAGAGAUCUUGCACGACACUUCAUCCAGCGCUGGAACUUCACUAAGAUCUUUAAGAACAAGUACAAGGAUGACUUCUACCCGUACCUACUGCCGAAAUCUCACUGCACAGCAAAUAAGCUGCCAUUCACAAUCCCUGGUGUCACAAAAGCCUCUGUACAGAUUCUUCGUUCUGUCGAUCGCUGGUCCACUGGCACAUGUGAACAUUCAAUCCUCAAUGCCUAUGUACAUGUUAUUGAGAACAGCGAGCAUUACAUUUAUCUAGAGAAUCAGUUCUUCAUCAGCUGCUCAGAUGAGAAGAAUGUACACAACACCAUCGGGGAUGCUAUUGUCAAACGGAUCCUACGGGCUCACAGUGAGGGGAAGAAGUACAGGGUGUUUGUUGUAAUUCCCCUGCUGCCCGGCUUUGAGGGUGACAUCAGUCAGGGAGGAGGAAAUGCCAUUCAGGCUAUACUUCACUUCACCUACAGAACGAUUAAUCGAGGAGAACACUCCAUUCUUUCAAGAUUAAAGGAACAAAUGCAGGAUGAAUGGACACAGUAUAUUUCUCUGUGUGGUCUGCGCACACACACUCAGCUCGGGCAAUCCCCUGUUACAGAGCUCAUCUAUGUCCACAGCAAAGCCCUUAUCGCUGACGACCGUUGCUACAUCAUAGGGUCAGCCAACAUCAAUGACAGGAGCAUGCUGGGCAGUCGUGACAGUGAGCUGGCAGUGCUGGUUGAGGAUGAGGAAAGAGUUCCCUCAGUCAUGAACGGAGAGGACUACCAGGCUGGACCACUAGCACUCGCCUUACGAAAGGAGUGCUUCAGUGUACUUCUCGGAGCAAAAUCUGACCCAACUCUGGACAUUGAUGAUCCAAUCAGUGAUCAUUUCUUCAACAAUGUUUGGAACAAAAUCGCCCAAACCAAUGCCGUCAUCUAUGAGAAGGUCUUCCGAUGUCUUCCACUGGACUCCAUCCGUAACUUGCGUGAGUUGCUGGGGAACGUGAACACGGAGAAUCUCAGUCUUACCGACCCGGAGAAAGCCAGAGAAGAAUUAAAGGCCAUCCAGGGAAUUCUGGUCCAUUUUCCGCUACAUUUCCUUUGUGAGGAGUACUUGCUCCCCUCACUUAAAAGCAAAGAAGGAAUGGUUCCUAUGGAUGUGUGGACGUAGCAGGGAAAAGCAUCAAAUAGGUUGAAGUGUGCCACUGAAACAUGAUUUCAGAGUUUAAAAUAUCACACGUCGGCUAACUAAGCUAUAAGCUGCUGCCACACUUUUUUGUCUAUUCAUGUUUGGACUAACGUAAUGGUAGUAAAUGUUAGCUCUGAACACUAACCCAAAUACAGUGUAGAAACACAUGCUGAUCUUAUAUAAGAAGAUAAAUGCGUUUAUGUUAGGAGAAUCACACGGUGCAGUUGCUAAUUUUAUGAAAAUACAAUGAAAUGACAUCGAUCUUCUCCCCAAAUGCCCAUUACGGCCACAGAUGUCAUGAUCUGAGUAUUUAAGAUGGCCGAGGAUGUAAAGUGCUGCAUAUUAUCGAGGAUAAAAUGAGGAACAAGGAAAGGAAAGAAGAGAAAACAAGGCAAAAGAGAGAGAGAGUAUUUUUGAUGACUGAGGAACAGAACGUACAUUUAUUGUUGUGAAUGUGUGUGGGUGGAUAGCAUUGCUUUACCUUCUUUUCCCUCUCUCUUUAUUUCUUUAUUGCGUGCACUACACCUCUCAAUGCAGUGGCAGCAAAUCUGUCAGAACAUUUGUGGUUGUUAUGGUGACGGUUAUAAAGAGCUGACUUGGUCUUGGCUGCUGAGAGAGCGAUAGAGAAAACGAAAGAAAGAGAGAGGAAGACGAGAAGAAUCAGGAAUAAAUAGACAAACCGUAAAAACAGGGAUAACUGUGGGUGCU